UUUGUAAGCUGAAGGUUACUGAGAAUUGUAGGAGCUGACUUCUCUUUGAGAUGUGAUUGGACAACAUUUGAGUUUUACCUGAUAUAAAUAGAUGAGUGAAGGACUUAGCAAACACUCAAAGGCAAAUCCCUCACCUCAAACCGCAAACCCACCAAAGAAUCAAGAAUCAUGAGGUACGAUGUAUUAUUUCAUUUACUGCUCCUCCUGCCAAUGUACUCAGGUUACACUUACCAAAAUGUGGCUUUGCGUGGCAAAGCUACACAGUCUUCUCAGUACAAAGCGGAGCCGUGGAAUGGAUUUGUAGGUGCCUCCAAUGCUAUUGAUGGAAACCUAAAUGCUGACCUUACAAAGGGAUCUUGCACCCACACUGAUACAGAAAACAACCCCUGGUGGAGGGUGGACCUGCUGGACUCAUAUAUAGUCACCCAGGUCAUCAUCACCAACAGAGGAGACUGCUGUGCAGAGCAACUCAAUGGUGUGGAGGUUCGCAUCGGGAACUCUUUGCGACAAGACGGCACUGCAAACCCACUGGUUGCUACCGUUUCUACUGUUGCAGCUGGAAGCUCUUAUGCAAUGAAUUUUACUGAGCGUGUGGAAGGACGUUAUGUGAUCAUUAUAGCACCUGGUGUGAACAGGGUUCUGUCUCUCUGUGAAGUGGAGGUCUAUGGAUACCGCGCCCCGACUGAAGAAAAUGUGGCAGUUUAUGGAAAAGCUUCACAGUCAACAGUUUAUCCUGGAGCCAUUGCCUACUACGCUAUCGAUGGGUAUCGCGAAGGCCGCUUUAGCCAGAGUUCCUGCAGUGCCACAAAUAAUGACUUUAGCCCCUGGUGGAGACUGGACCUGGGAAGAACCCAUAAAGUGUUCAAUAUUAACAUAACCAAUCGCGUUGAAGUUCCCACUCGAAUUAACGGAGCUGAAAUUCGUAUUGGAGAUUCACUUGACAACAAUGGAAAUAACAAUCCCAGGUGUGCUGUGAUCUCAACCAUCGCUCCAGGUUUUACUGAAACCUUUCAGUGCAACGGCAUGGAUGGUCGAUACGUCAACGUUGUCAUACCUGGAAGAAAUGAAUAUCUCACUCUGUGUGAGGUGGAAGUGUACGCAUCGAGACUGGAUUAAAGUUACUAAGUUUUCAUGACAUGACUGUGGUUUAAAGUUAAAGCUGAAUGAUUCAUUUUACCACUAGAGAGUGUAAAAAGUCUUAUGAAUAUCUGAUUGUAUUGAAAACCAAAAUAAAACUCACUAUGGGGAAAGCAGUUCUGAGCUGGGGUAGGCCUCUGAUGAACCAAUCACGUGUUUUUGGGACACUAUGGGAUGCUUGCUGGGUCUGAUUUUGAAAGAUAAGGAAAAAUUUGAGGUUGAAAAACUAAUAAAAAAGAAAGAGCAACAAAUUUAUCAGUUAAUUUAAAAUGAAGAGCUAUAAUGUGUAACUUUCAAAUCUUGUCUUUUGAACAGAAUCUGUCAGACUGAUUAUCUAUCAUAUCUAUCAGACAAUCAAACUAUCUUAUGAUCUAUCAUAUAGGUCUCUUUCAUUCUGUAGUUUAUUCAACUGGUCUGAAAUCUGGUGUGUAUUUCAUUAUUAAAUCACUAUAAUAAGUCUGCAAA
Messenger RNA from Xiphophorus maculatus (southern platyfish), 1602 nucleotides. RefSeq names its product fucolectin-3-like. The transcript is spliced from 6 exons. Lineage: Eukaryota; Metazoa; Chordata; Actinopteri; Cyprinodontiformes; Poeciliidae. The coding region runs from base 169 to 1116 and encodes 315 amino acids. The record is from RefSeq and is a predicted model, not a curated record.